Molecule: messenger RNA, 1948 nt
Organism: Ipomoea nil (Japanese morning glory)
Lineage: Eukaryota; Viridiplantae; Streptophyta; Magnoliopsida; Solanales; Convolvulaceae
Product: protein NRT1/ PTR FAMILY 2.6-like
Exons: 3
Coding region: 231-1904 (557 amino acids)
Biological process (GO): transmembrane transport
Cellular component (GO): plasma membrane
Molecular function (GO): transmembrane transporter activity
Source: RefSeq, a predicted model, not a curated record
AAUAUAUACAUACAAUACAAAAAACAAGAGAAUUAGCAGACAGUAAUUGCGGCGAGCUAGCAGCGACGGGAUAGGAUCGGAAGUGGUAUCACCCUUCCCAUUCCCAUUCCCAUCGCCAUUUUAACCGCCUCAAGAUCGGAAGGCUUCACUCUUCAAUCCCAAUAUUUCUAUCCAAUCCCCAUUAAUUCCAGCCUGCCUGCCUGCAUAUCAUUCACUAAAGAUUGAUCAGAAUGAGCGAUAAAGUGGAGGAGUUGUGUGACGACAGGGAAGUCGCCUUGUCCCCCACUGCUGAAAACCACAAAGGCGGAUGGAUCACCUUUCCCUUCAUAUUAGUAAGCACAGGAGGGCUGAUGUUAGGAGGCGCAGGGUGGAUGACCAACCUGAUGGUGUUCUUAAUCAACACAUACCACGUCCAGAAAAUUGAUGCGGUUCAGAUCUCAACUCUCAUCCAUGCCUUUUUCAACCUCUUUCCUGUCUUUGCUGCAAUCAUCGCUGACUCUUUCUUGAGCUCUUUUACUGUCAUCUGGAUCUUUGGUUUUACCUCUUUACUGGGCACAAUUGUUUUAACCUUAUCUACCAUAAUAAGUGCGUUGAAACCUCCAGAAUGCCCUGAAGAUAGCUCAUCGUGCACCCCAAAUAAGCUUCAAUUUGCAGUGCUAUAUGCAGCUCUAUCUCUAGGAACCGUAGGGCUGGGCGGCCUCCGCUCUUCGAUCUCCACCAUGGGAGCCAACCAGUUCCGCAAGAAGAAACACCAGGGCAUUUUCUUCAACUGGUACUUCAUUACAUCGUACAUGUCUUUCGUGAUUGCCCAGACAGUUUUCGUCUACAUUGAGGAUAAUGUCAGCUUCAAAUGCGGCUUCAUUAUCUGUGUCGUCGCCAAUUCCAUCGGCCUCAUCGCUUUCUUGUCCGGCACCCGCUUCUACUCUUGUGGCAACCCAAAGGGGAGCCCUUUCACCGGCUUGGCUCGCGUUCUCGUCGCCAGCGUUCAUAAAAGAAACCUCAAAAUCUCCGACCACGAAACUGAUGGUGGUCGGUAUUUCGUCGGAGAUAAUGAAGAAGAACACCGUGGUCCUCCUUCCUCGGCCUUCAAGUUCUUGAACCGUGCGGCGGUGAAAAUGGACGGAGAUGUUGACGCCGAUGGAUUGAUAGAAAAGCCGUGGAGGAUUUGCACGGUUCAACAAGUGGAAGAUUUGAAAUCGCUGAUCAAAAUGAUCCCAGUUUGGACCACCGGGAUUAUCUUGCUCGUUCCAAUCGGAGCGCUACUUAAUCUCACCGUCGUCCAAGCCCUGACUAUGGACCGUCACCUCGGAAAAAAGUUCCAAAUCCCGCCGGGUUCCAUGACCGUCGUCGUUUUAUUCUCCUGCACCGUCUUCAUCGCCGUGAUCGACAGAUUAGUGUAUCCGGCGUGGAAAAAACUCGCCGGAAAACGCCCAACCGCGCUGCAGAAAAUCGGGGUCGGCCACGUCAUCACCCUGGUCGGCAUGGCGGUGUCCGCCGUGGUGGAGUACAAGAGACGAAUCGCCGCCGCCAACUCGGAGCCUAUCUCCGUACUCUGGCUCAUCCCGCCGCUCUUAUUCAUCGGCGUCGGAGAGGCGUUCCAUUACCCGGUGACGGCUCAGUUUUACUACCAAGAAUUUCCGGCGAACCUGAAGAACAUGGCCACCGCCUUGAGCGCUGUGCUCAUCGCCAUUGCGCUGUACGUGGCGUCCCUCAUAAUUGAGCUUAUUCGGAACGUGACAUCAUGGUUGCCCAAUAAUGACAUCGACAAAGGGAGGUUAGAUUAUGUGUAUUGGGUUUUGUUUGCCUUAGGAUUACUCAAUUAUGGUUAUUUUUUGGCUUGUGCCAACUAUUAUAAGUAUCAAAAUUGUGAAAAGCCCAAAAAUGAUGAUGACAAAUUACACUAGACUGAUAGAUAUAAUGUGUGUUCCCAUUUCCUGAAUGUAAAACA